AUGUUCGAGCUGUCGCCUUUCCCCAAAACCCUCUUCCAGAAAAUCAUGAACAGUCCGAGAAGAGACACCCCUGGGGUGUUGAGGUUAAACGGACGCUCACCCAGGAGGACAGAGAAUUUUCAAUUAGCAGCAGCUGGGUAUGAGCAUCUCGAACAAUCAUUUACCGAAGCCAAAGGAACAAGAAAUCUCGACGAAAAGCUGAUAGACGUAACGGAACACACACUCCCUAUUGAAUUGCUUGGUUCUCAGCUCAACACGGAGGUAGAUACCAAGGAACCUGGGAACUCAUUCAGGCUAUUGGAACAAGAAGCAAGCGAAAGGUUAGCGAAAGAUGGAAAGAAUAUGACUCCGCCGAAGAAGAAGAGUGCGCUUAGGAAGUAUAUCGACCCUCUCCUGACUAUGUUCAACGUCCUGUUGAUUCUCGCCGAUUAUUCUGGAGUACAUCCUUCUUGGCAUUGA
This is a messenger RNA of Marasmius oreades (fairy-ring Marasmius), 459 nucleotides long. RefSeq lists its product as uncharacterized. The transcript has 2 exons. The coding region runs from base 1 to 459 and encodes 152 amino acids. The record is from RefSeq and is a predicted model, not a curated record. NCBI's taxonomy places the organism in Eukaryota, Fungi, Basidiomycota, Agaricomycetes, Agaricales, Marasmiaceae.